Entamoeba dispar SAW760 is the source of this 438-nucleotide messenger RNA. RefSeq lists its product as uncharacterized. The transcript has a single exon. NCBI's taxonomy places the organism in Eukaryota, Evosea, Mastigamoebida, Endamoebidae. The record is from RefSeq and is a predicted model, not a curated record. Bases 1 to 438 code for a protein of 145 amino acids.
AUGACCAAGAUUGCAUCUGCAUUUGAUUAUAAGAUCUAUCGAUUAUCUGACCAAAAGAUCAUUGAUGUGGACUACUCUAGAUUAUUACCUGAGAAAAUUCUCACAAAAAUGUCAAAAAUAGAGUUUAGGUGUUAUCUGAAAGAAGUCAAGAAAAGAGAAAUGCCAUUAUCACAACAAGAAAUCCUUUUAAUUAAAAAAAUUGACAAGAGGAUCAGAAAUAAAGAAACAGUAAGAAAGUCAAAGAAAAGAUUUAAAGAAGAUUUUAUUCUUGAAAAAGGACAGUAUGAUACUCUCUAUCAUAAAUACCAAGAAGUUAAACAGAAAAAUUUAGAAAUUAUUAAAAUAUUAGAACAGUGUGGUCAUUCAAAGGAUGCUGUUUGUCAAUUAAAAGAUAUGAUGAACAAUCUCAAUCACAACUUUGUUCAAUUUGAAAUCUAG